AAGGCUACAGGCCUCGCCUCCCUGAAUGAAUGCUCUCUUCCUCGUGACUUACGCUCCAGUUCCGAGAAGCAGAGCCUCCCCUACAAAUUGUUAAGCUCGUACACUUUGUAGUCCAAAUUACACAUUUGUCCCCGUGAUGCAUAAGUCCUUUAACACGGUCGGCUUUUACGAAAGCCCCACUUGCCACCUAUGUCUGUCAGCCAUAAAGCGGUUAAAAGUACGACGAUGCCCGAACAAAAUCGGAGGGUUACACGGUCAUUUCAGCUUUAACCAGUGUCGGUUACCUGUUUUAUGUCCAAAACCCGCGGUUUUUACCAAUUUUCCAGGUGCGCUUUAUUUGGCGGGUACGAAAAAAAGUAAACAAAAAAAAAAGUUAGAGAGCAAAAACAAAAUAAAAAAAGGGAACGAGAAAAAUCAAACAAACCUAAAAAAGGCUCUCGAACCCAUACCGUACGGAAUUAGAGAGAAACAAACAUAAGAGAGAGAACAAACAGUAGCUCAGUUACACUGAAAGAAUCUCCCUCUUCGUUCUUCUUCGUUCUUCUUCGUUUUCCUCCUUAUUCUUCUUAGUAAAUUUCCACUCUCGAUCGAGCUCUCUCCAAUCAUUCUAGAACAUUCCAAAAUUCUCUGUAGAACCUCCUUUUUUUAAAAUUUUUUUUCUGUAAAGUCGGUAAGUACUACUGUACAGAAUUCCACAGAAAAAACCGUUUUGAUGGAGAUGUACGGUCGAAACCCGGCAUGGAAUGGGUCUCAAUCUGGUCACCAGCCCGAAUGGAGCCCCGCCGGUGCCGAAACUGGCCUGGAAGAAUCUAUGUUGCAAUUGUCGUUGAGGGGCACCGAGCCGUACCCUGAACGGCCCGGGGUAGCUGAUUGUGUUUACUACAUGCGAACCGGGUUUUGUGCAUAUGGUAACAGGUGCCGUUACAAUCAUCCACGCAACCGUGCCGCGGUUGAGGCUGCUGUAAGAGCUACAGGGGAGUACCCCGAUCGACCAGGGGAACCUGCAUGUCAAUUUUAUUUAAAAACUGGGACCUGUAAAUUUGGUGCAUCUUGUAAGUUCCACCAUCCAAAACAUGGAGGUGGAUCCUUUAGCCAUGUUCCAUUGAAUAUUUAUGGAUACCCAUUACGACCGGGUGAGAAAGAAUGCUCCUACUAUUUGAAAACGGGGCAGUGCAAAUUUGGUAUUACUUGUAAAUUCCAUCAUCCUCAACUAGCUGGCACAUCAAUGCCAGUAUCUGCACCUCAAUUUUAUCAGCCGGUGCAGUCUCCUUCAGUCCCUAUACCUGAACAGUAUGGUGGGGCGUCCAGCAGUGUCAGAGUGGCAAGGCCUCCAUUAUUACCUGGUUCAUUUGUUCAAGGGGCUUAUGGUCCUGUACUGUUUUCCCCUGGAGUGGUUCCUAUUCCUGGUUGGAGUCACUACUCGGCACCUGUAAGCCCAGUACUCUCUCCUGGUGCGCAACCUGCUGUUGGAGCAACUUCUCUUUAUGGACUAACGCAACUAUCUUCUUCAACACCUUCACUUGCAGGACCUUAUCCUUCCUUGCCCUCUUCUACUGGCCUUUCAAGCAGUAACCAGAAGGAACAAACAUUUCCAGAGAGACCCGGAGAACCUGAAUGCCAUUACUAUAUGAGGACUGGUGACUGUAAAUUUGGAUCAUCAUGUAGGUAUCAUCAUCCCAGAGACAGGGUUGUUCCACAAACAAAUUGCGUCCUCAGCCCAAUGGGACUUCCUUUACGUCCAGGGGUGCAGCAUUGUGCUUUCUACUUGCAGAAUGGGCAGUGCAAGUUUGGGCCCACAUGCAAAUUUGAUCAUCCGGUGGGAACAAUUAGAUAUAGUCCAUCAGCGUCAUCUCUCAUUGAUAUGCCUGUUGCUCCCUAUCCAGUUGGGUCUUUAUUGGCUACAUUGGCCCCGUCUUCCUCUUCUUCUGAAUUACGGCCUGAACUGAUUUCAGGUUCUAAGAAGGAUUCUUAUUUGAGCAGAAUUCCUUCUUCUGCAAGCACAUCUAGUAGUUCAGUUGGUUUGAUUUUUUCGCAGACAGGUUCCGUUCCCCUUUCUGAUUUGCAAUUUUCAAGUCAGAGUUCUGGUCCUUUAAGCAGUAGUAGAAGCACAAGACAGAGUGGUGAGGUUCGUCGCUCAAAUUGAUGUAAAAUGCUAGAGCCAUUCUUCAUUAUCUUGCAGAUAUGGUUUCACCAACCGUGAUAUGUUUUCUGUUAAUAGAUCUCAGUAAAUUAUAGUCAAUUGUGCAAAGUUAUAUUUCUCUGCAGCAAGGUUUAUCAACCGAUCUGCCUUAACCUCACAAUAGGACUGGUAGUUUUUUAUGCCUAGUUUGACUUUUUAUUACCGUCAAUAUUAUCUGCAAUAAGCUUCUGUAGCAAACAGAAUGUGAACUACUACCCCUCUCUUCCAAAUAAUCACAACAGAAAGCCAUUACAUCAGGUUAGCCUGUGACUCUCCUUUCAACUUGAUGUUUUAUAUACUCAUCCAUAUUUGCAAUGAAGAUUGAAGUGGAUUGCCAGUUCCUUGUAUGACUUAACUGUUCUUCAUGCCUUUUAUCACUUGAUUAUACCGACAACCCUGCUGUGUAGUACCGCUAUGCCCCUCCCUUUAUUUUUUCUCUGUUUAGGCCACUCUCCUCCAAGAAUUUAAGGAGAUACUUGCAAUUUUGGUAUUGCUAUGCUUAUCUUUUGAAAUCAGAGACAAAAGGUGUUGGUAUUGCCACAUUCUUUGAGGGUGCGCGUAGGAAAAGCUUUGGAAGGCUCGAGGGAGUUGCAACUUGUUAGACACAGGACAAAGUGCGAUCUUUGAGGGUUCAACUUAUUUAUAGGAAGAAGAUGGAAACCUAUUGCUUCAUUGAUUUACAUAUAUGAAACAUCGUUGAACCUCAAGAAUCACUUUAUAAUAUGAUUACUGGUUAGAAACUUAGAAUUGCUGUAGAAUCCCGGCAAUCUAUUGAACUUCUAACAUCGACAAUGCAUUUAUCAUUGUGUAUCUUUUUGCCAAUUUCCCUGAUACCCUGUUUUGUUUUGGACUGGUAAAUUUAUGGCUUAUUGCGUUUUUCCUUUUUAUUUAUGGCGAAGGAGUUUGACGAGUCUCAAAACAUCUCAUGGCAACAAAAACUUUGGGUGAUGCUCGUAGCAAGAUCCCAAAGCUUUUUGCUCGCUACUUAUUUGUCACUUUCUUGUUUCUGCUGAACAACUCUUCUUGGGUACAUGUUAAAAAAGCCCCUUUCACCAUCUACAUUAGGCGCUAUUCUCGUUAGAAAGGAGGCACUUUCCUUGGAUUUUCCCCGUACAGUGUUCUGGCAAUCUCUAUCCUUAAUCAGCACAAGUUAACCAAUUACCUAUUCUAGUCUGUCACGAACCGUAAAUCCAAAAGAUGUGCUUCCUUCUGCCGAAGAGAGGUGUUGAGGGGUGUUUGCUGUAAGCUCAGUGAGCCAAUUCUUUGCGGUUGCUGCUGGCUCAGGCCACCAUCCAUCAAUCAUGGGCUGAUAUGUGAAUUUGUUCUGGGUCAGUCUCUGGAUUAUGAUAGUAACAUGCAUACCGAGUAGAACAUUGCAGCCAACAUUGAGGCAAGCAAUAUUUUACUCUACCAUUCUUGGAUAACAAAAUUUUUUACAUGUUCUGAGUUCUGUCCGAUUGGAAUUGUAAGAAAGCGAGAUUGCAUUUACUGUGUUAAAAAAUUCA
Molecule: messenger RNA, 3684 nt
Organism: Durio zibethinus
Lineage: Eukaryota; Viridiplantae; Streptophyta; Magnoliopsida; Malvales; Malvaceae
Product: zinc finger CCCH domain-containing protein 32-like
Molecular function (GO): mRNA binding; metal ion binding
Source: RefSeq, a predicted model, not a curated record